AUCGUGUUCAUGCAAUUAUGCAAAGUCAUAUACAAUUCCUUCGAACAUAUACACCAUGAUGACUAGUUUAUUAUCUUUCUUCUUUCUAUGCUUCUUGGUGGCUGCUUUUGCCGGAAAUUUUAAUGAUGAUUUUGAUAUUACAUGGGGUGAUGGCCGUGCAAAAAUACUCGAAAAUGGACAACUUCUCACCCUUUCCCUCGACAAAAACUCUGGUUCUGGUUUUAGGUCCAAAAAUCAGUAUAUGUUUGGAAAGAUUGAUUUGAACAUCAAACUUGUUCCUGGCAAUUCUGCUGGCACCGUUACUACAUAUUAUCUAUCUUCAAUAGGAUCAAGUCAUGACGAGAUUGACUUUGAGUUUCUUGGAAAUUUGAGUGGAGACCCUUAUAUUCUUCACACAAAUGUAUUCACACAAGGAAAGGGAGAUAGAGAGCAGCAGUUUUAUCUUUGGUUCGACCCCACUAAGGACUUCCAUACUUAUUCUAUUCUUUGGAAUCCUCACAGCAUCAUCUUUUCAGUAGAUGGGACACCAAUUAGGCAAUUCAAGAAUAUGGAAGCAAGUGGGAUCCCUUAUCCAAAAGAACAACCAAUGUGGAUAUACUCAAGUUUAUGGGAUGCAGAUGAUUGGGCUACAAGAGGUGGACUUGUCAAAACUGAUUGGACUAAGGCCCCAUUUAUAGCUUCUUACAGAAAUUUCAAAGCCCAAGCUUGUGUAUGGUCUUCAAGUUCUUCUUCUUGUAGUUCCAACAACUCAACAGCAAAUUCUUGGUUAAGUGAAUCUUUGGACACAACAGGCCAAUCUAGGAUUAAAUGGGUGCAGAAUAAUUACAUGAUUUAUAAUUAUUGCACUGAUACUAAACGUUUCCCUCAAGGAUUUCCUCCCGAAUGCUCUCUCAAUUAGUGUUAAAAUUGUUUUUUUAUAUUUAGUUUUGCAUUGUAACUAAAAUAUAUAUUGUAGUACAUUUUAUUCCCUCUGAUAAAAGAAUUAUUUGGGUUGGUUUGAGCAAUAAGAAUGAGAAAUAUAAUUUGUACCUAUUGUGACUGUUUAAUAGUUAGUAUACCAUGAUGACUUUCUUGUAAUCUUUGUUCUCUGUUAAUACAAGCAAGCUUUUUCUUUUCAA
Molecule: messenger RNA, 1118 nt
Organism: Lycium barbarum (goji berry)
Lineage: Eukaryota; Viridiplantae; Streptophyta; Magnoliopsida; Solanales; Solanaceae
Product: xyloglucan endotransglucosylase protein 7-like
Exons: 3
Coding region: 56-898 (280 amino acids)
Biological process (GO): cell wall biogenesis; xyloglucan metabolic process
Cellular component (GO): apoplast; cell wall
Molecular function (GO): xyloglucan:xyloglucosyl transferase activity; hydrolase activity, hydrolyzing O-glycosyl compounds
Source: RefSeq, a predicted model, not a curated record